Melopsittacus undulatus (budgerigar) is the source of this 633-nucleotide messenger RNA. RefSeq names its product CD79a molecule (gene CD79A). Lineage: Eukaryota; Metazoa; Chordata; Aves; Psittaciformes; Psittaculidae. The coding region runs from base 1 to 633 and encodes 210 amino acids. The record is from RefSeq and is a predicted model, not a curated record. Gene Ontology annotation, cellular component: B cell receptor complex; external side of plasma membrane. Gene Ontology annotation, biological process: B cell receptor signaling pathway; B cell differentiation. The transcript has 5 exons.
AUGAAUGGGGUCCUGGCCCGCCCCUCCCGCGGCUGCGCGGCCCCGCCCCUUCCGGUCACGUGGUCGCCCUCCCCCUCCCUCUCCGCCCGCGCCGGGGCGGAAGUGACGCUGAGCUGCCACUUCCGGUCGGGGCGUGGCCCGGCCCGGGUCACGUGGGAGCGGACCCCGCCCCCCCCUCCGGGCCCCGCCCGGGCCUGGGUCACGUGGGCGGAGGAGGGGAGGGCGUGGCUGAGGCUGCGCGACGUGACGUCACGUGACGCCGGCACGUACCGCUGCCGCGUGCGCGACGCCGCCGGCGGCGAGGCGGUCACGUGCGGCACCGCCCUGAGGGUGUCACCUCUGCUCCCAUCCCCCCUCCUGCCCCUCUCGGAGGGCACCAAGAACAGGCUCCUGGUGGCUCAAGGGAUCCUGCUCCUGGGGGCAGCUGUGGGGCCAGGACUGAUGCUGCUGCUGAGGAAGCGCUGGGCCCAUGAGCGGCUGCUGAAGGAGAAGAAGAGUGAGGAGGAAGAGAAUGUCUAUGAGGGUCUCACUAUGGACGUUGGGUCUCUCUAUGAGUCUCUGGCUGUGGAGCAGCCUCAGCUCCAGUACCAGGAUGUGGGGGGGGUGCAGGGGGCGGAGCUUGAGACCCCCUGA